Molecule: messenger RNA, 1353 nt
Organism: Impatiens glandulifera
Lineage: Eukaryota; Viridiplantae; Streptophyta; Magnoliopsida; Ericales; Balsaminaceae
Product: alcohol dehydrogenase-like 7
Exons: 9
Coding region: 78-1241 (387 amino acids)
Biological process (GO): formaldehyde catabolic process
Cellular component (GO): cytosol
Molecular function (GO): S-(hydroxymethyl)glutathione dehydrogenase [NAD(P)+] activity; zinc ion binding
Source: RefSeq, a predicted model, not a curated record
GAUUGAGUAAACGAGUACCAUUUAUGGUAUACUGCUUAAAAGGGGAAGUGGGAAACUAAAGCUUACUCAGAAGAACAAUGGCGGAAAUAGUGGCAAAAGAAUCCUUGCAAAGCAACAAACCCAUCCGGUGCAGAGCCGCAAUCGCUCGAGCAGCAGGGGAGCCUCUGGUGAUAGAAGAGGUCAUGGUCGCGCCCCCAAAACGGCAUGAAGUUCGCAUCAGAAUCAUUUGCACAUCUCUCUGUCACAGCGAUAUAACUGUCUGGAAAAUGAAGGAUCCUACCGGGUGUUUUCCAAGGAUAUUGGGUCACGAAGCAGUUGGGAUUGUGGAGAGUACUGGUGAGGAUGUGGAGGAAGUAAGCCAAGGAGAUUACGUGAUCCCAACUUUCUUGGCAGAUUGCGGUGAAUGUAAAGAUUGCAAGUCCAAAAAGAGCAACCUUUGCUCAAAACUCCCUUUCACAAUCAGCCCUUGGAUGCAUAGGGAAGAGACCAGCAGAUUCACUGAUUUGAAUGGAAAUCCAUUGUUUCAUACCGUGUUUGUUUCCAGUUUUAGUGAGUACACAGUGGUGGAUGUGGCUCAUCUAGUCAAGAUUGAUCCUUCUAUCCCACCAAACAGAGCAUGUCUCCUUAGCUGCGGUGUUUCCACUGGUGUUGGAGCUGCUUGGAAAACUGCAGAGGUUGAAGCAGGGUCUACUGUUGCUGUAUUCGGGUUAGGGGCAAUUGGAUUAGCUGUGGCCGAGGGAGCAAGAUUGUGUGGGGCGUCGAGGAUUAUAGGAGUGGAUAUGAAUGGGGAAAAGUUUGAAAUAGGGAAGACUUUUGGAGUGACUGAUUUUGUGAACCCCAAAGAGUGUGGGGAUAAAUCUGUUAGCCAGGUGAUAAAUGAGAUGACGGAUGGAGGGGCAGACUAUUGUUUUGAGUGUGUGGGACUGGCAUCGCUGAUUGAGGAAGCCUACGCAAGCUGCCGGAAGGGUUGGGGAAAGACGGUUGUAUUAGGAGUUUCUGUGGGAACAACCUUCAACUUAUCGUGUUAUGAAGUCGUCGAAAGUGGGAAAACACUAACUGGAUCAUUUUUCGGAGGUCUAAAGGCCAAGAUCGAUAUUCCCAUUCUUCUUAAGCGUUACAUGGACAAGGAACUUCAACUAGAUCCAUUUGUAACCCAUGAGGUUGGGUUUGAAGAUAUUAAUAAAGCUUUUGAUUUACUCUUGGAAGGCAAGGGUCUACGUUGCGUUAUUUGGAUGAAAUGAAAUCAAACUAUCUAAUAAUUCUAUCUAUCUAUUUUUUGUUGUUGUUGUUGUGUGACCCUCUAUUUUAUCCCUAUUAUGAGUAAUAUCAUAAAUGUUGGAAAACACUUUUUCA